Lachancea fermentati is the source of this 618-nucleotide messenger RNA. NCBI's taxonomy places the organism in Eukaryota, Fungi, Ascomycota, Saccharomycetes, Saccharomycetales, Saccharomycetaceae. The record is from the annotation of a GenBank genome assembly.
AUGAGCAGUGGAUCUGGAAAUGUUCAGAAUGGUCCUGCCGUCAGUACGAGCUCCAAGAAGUCUUUGAGGGUUUUCAGUGACGAUAUAUGGAAGAACAAGACUGCCAAGAUAAAUGCAGAGCUCUUCACACUAACAUACGGAUCGAUUGUUUCUCAAUUAUGUACUGACUUUCAAAGAGAUUUCAAUAAAGUCAAUGAUCAACUGUUUGCAAUGGGAUAUAAUAUAGGGCUACGCUUAAUUGAAGAUUUCCUUGCAAGAACUGCGCUUCCCAGAUGCGAUACACUAGUAAAGACAAGCGAAGUUAUCAGUAAGUGUGCGUUCAAGAUAUUCCUGAAUAUGACACCUCAGGUUUCAAACUGGUCCAACAAUAAAGAUGUAUUUUCUCUCAUCCUUGAUGAAAACCCGCUAUCAGACUUUGUGGAAUUACCAAUGGAUGCUUCUAAAGAGCUUUGGUAUUCAAACAUCCUGUGUGGAGUGUUAAAAGGCGCUAUGGAAAUGGUACAGCUUGAUUGUGAUGUAUGGUUUGUUAGUGAUGUACUAAGAGGUGAUCAGCAUUCUGAAAUUCGUGUCAAACUCAAUAGAAUAUUGAAGGAUGAAAUCCCCGCUGGAGAAGAUUAA